Danio aesculapii is the source of this 1623-nucleotide messenger RNA. It is a transcript of the gene prim1, whose product is annotated as DNA primase subunit 1. Gene Ontology annotation, cellular component: alpha DNA polymerase:primase complex. The record is from RefSeq and is a predicted model, not a curated record. Lineage: Eukaryota; Metazoa; Chordata; Actinopteri; Cypriniformes; Danionidae. Gene Ontology annotation, biological process: DNA replication, synthesis of primer.
GUGCGUCAUUUCCUAUUUACGUUAAUUUUCCCGCGCUGGUUGUAGCUGUCAUUGAGGAUUAACAAUACCGAACGAAUAAACAUGCCAAUCUCUGAUUAUGAUUCAGCUUGUUUGCCGGAUUUGUUGCCACUUUAUUACCGCAGACUCUUCCCUUUUUCACAGUACUUUCGCUGGUUAAGUUAUGGCGGUGUGUCCAAAAACUACUUCCAGAACCGUGAAUUCUCCUUCACGUUAAAAGAUGACAUCUAUGUGAGAUAUCAGUCCUUCAGCUCUCAGAAUGAGCUGGAGAAGGAGAUGCAGAAAAUGGUUCCUUACAAGAUUGAUAUUGGAGCAGUCUACAGCCACAAGCCCAGUCAACACAACACAGUGAAGUCUGGAACCUUCCAGGCCCUGGAAAAGGAGCUGGUGUUUGACAUUGACAUGACAGACUAUGAUGACGUCAGACGUUGCUGCAGUGCUGCUGAUAUCUGCUCAAAGUGCUGGACUCUAAUGACCAUUGCUAUCAUCAUUCUGGACCGGGCUCUUCGGGAGGACUUUGGUUUCCACCAUCUCCUGUGGGUGUAUUCGGGUAGGAGAGGAGUGCAUUGCUGGGUUUGUGAUGAUGCUGCUAGAAAGCUCUCAGUGGCGGCGAGGUCUGCCGUGGCUGAAUAUCUCAGUUUAGUCAAGGGUGGCGAGGAGACCUUGAGAAAAGUUGUGCUGUCAGAUCCAAUUCAUCCUUUCAUAAGUCAAUCUCUGUCUGUAGUGGAGCGCUAUUUUCCACAGUACGCCAUUGUGGAUCAAGACAUAUUGGGCAAUAAGGAGAGCGUGGACAAAGUGCUCGGUCUUUUGCCUGAAGAUAUCAAAAAAGAUCUAAUCGAAUAUUAUCAGACUCACAAGGAACCGAUGAAGCGAUGGGACAGACUCCGCCAACUGGUCGACCACAAAAAGUCGAGUAGCAAGAAGGGAGGCCAGUACUAUGAUAAGGAGAUCAUGCUGCAGUACUGUUACCCACGUCUGGAUGUCAACGUCAGUAAAGGAGUCAACCAUUUACUGAAGAGCCCCUUCAGCGUUCACCCCAAGACAGGUCGAAUCUCUGUCCCAAUUGAUUUAAAAGAACUGGUCAUUGAUCCUUUUAAGGUGCCCACAAUCAGUCUGAUCUGUGAGGAGCUGGAGAAAUCCAGAGCAGAUGAAGCGGAGGACGAGGAUGUGAAGGACAAGGAGAAUGAACAAGAAGCUGCAGAGCGACGCAGAAUCAGAGACUACAAGCGCACCAGCCUGGCCAAGUAUGUGAAGGUCUUCGAUCAGUUUCUGGACUCAAUGGCUCGAUCUCGCAAAGGAGAGAUGCUGAAGAAGAGUGAUCUUCAGAAGGACUUCUAAGGCAAAAGAGCGGUGACAUCAACAGUUCACAUAAAAUAAAUGUACAUGUUUGUAUGCUGCCCUUCUGCUUCUGAAGAGACGGACAUUUUAUUUCUCUGAAACAUACAUUGAGGAAUCAUAUGUACGAAAUAAUGCCAUUUAUUUUGUAUUCCUUUACUUUUCUAAUAGAAAUGUCUUAUUUUUCACUUGUAAAUCAGAUUCAGUUUUCAUUGUAUUUUUUCACCAGCUUAUUAAACAAAUUCAUAAUAAAAAAUUUGCAUAAACGCA